This is a messenger RNA of Purpureocillium takamizusanense, 865 nucleotides long. It is a transcript of the gene RPL39, whose product is annotated as 60S ribosomal protein L39. Bases 86 to 241 code for a protein of 51 amino acids. Gene Ontology annotation, cellular component: cytosolic large ribosomal subunit; ribosome. NCBI's taxonomy places the organism in Eukaryota, Fungi, Ascomycota, Sordariomycetes, Hypocreales, Ophiocordycipitaceae. Gene Ontology annotation, biological process: translation. Gene Ontology annotation, molecular function: structural constituent of ribosome. The record is from RefSeq and is a predicted model, not a curated record. The transcript is spliced from 3 exons.
GUCAAAAAUCCUCCCUCGUCUCAAACUCCACGAAAAUCGUCACUUUCACAGCCGAGACGACGACUCGACACGCAAAGCCAUCACGAUGCCGAGCCACAAGUCUUUCCGUACCAAGCAGAAGCUUGCCAAGGCGCAGAAGCAGAACCGCCCUGUGCCGCAAUGGAUUAGACUCCGAACUGGCAACACCGUCAGAUACAACGCCAAGAGACGGCACUGGCGCAAGACUCGCCUGAACAUCUAAACUGCUCGCCUCCAAUCAUUCUCGAUUCUUCUCCCUGCAUCGACGAUCGUUCCCGGCAAGAAAACACACGACAAACCCCAAAGAAUUGGCGAUGAACCUCACCGAAACGCUCGUGGUUUUUUCCUCUUUGGCAAUGGAGACGUCUCGACGCAGGAAGAAGGAUGGCCGGAUUGCGGGUUGAAACUGUUCUGGCGCGAGAGGGAAGAUUGGCGGGACGCACGGAAAAUGGGCAGGCUUGAUUGCCUUGGUUUCUUGAUUCUCGCUACACUGCAUGUCACGGUCGGUCAUAAGGGAAAGGAAUGCACAGAUUUUGAUGUCCCGUCAACAGGGAACAAGAAGACACUCUUGGUCUGAGCCAGCACCGUCGUGACCGUGAUGAUACGUGACGGCCGUAAACGGAGAAUGAGACAAGGUUGGUCUGAGCCAGCGACGUAAUGACCGUGAUUGCGAAUGACGGCCGUGACAUGGCCAACGGACAAGGCCCGGAAACACGUAUGCCAUAUGACUUUGGCUGGCGAUAGCUUCGACUCAUCCCAUACGUGUCUACUUUGCUCCAUCUCAUCACCUUGAGAAACGCACAUCUCGCCAGAGCCUUUUUUGAUUAAAUGAAUAACGGAGUCCUAC